AUGGACAGCAACACACAGGCGGAGUGUCAGAGCUACGGCCCCAGGACCCAUCUCGCCACUGUUCUCAGCAACAGAGAAACAAAUGUUGUUUCCAGAUAUAUCUUGAGAAAUCCUCCUGAUGGGCCUGUCUGGAUUGGGCUCCAUGACUCUCGGCAUAACAGAGCAUGGACAUGGACAGAUGGCUCAAUCUACUACUACAGAGCUUGGAACAAGGGUGAACCUAACAAUUUGGACUGGAACGAAUACUGCGCGGAGCUGUUAGAUUAUAUGCGGUAUGAAAAAUGGAAUGAUAAUAUCUGCAGAAUGAAAAAUGCCUUCAUCUGCAAGUACGAGCUCUAAACAGGAGUACACCAGCUCCUGGGACGUGAGCGCGUUGCGUCCGGCAGCUCUUCAAGGAGACCCAUCCUGCAAACCGGCCUGCUGUGCCCCCUCCCCACACUGCUGUGCCCAACCAUGCCAGUCCUGCUCUCCUCUGCCUCCUCUCGCUCAGCUGGGCUCCCACGUCUCCUCUCCCCUCCUCUGAAUGGUCCCAGCACAGGGCGGUGAUAAUAAACGUCCCCUUGG
Alligator mississippiensis (American alligator) is the source of this 564-nucleotide messenger RNA. Its product is annotated as regenerating islet-derived protein 4-like. Gene Ontology annotation, molecular function: signaling receptor activity. The transcript is spliced from 5 exons. Bases 1 to 339 code for a protein of 112 amino acids. The record is from RefSeq and is a predicted model, not a curated record. NCBI's taxonomy places the organism in Eukaryota, Metazoa, Chordata, Crocodylia, Alligatoridae.